Molecule: messenger RNA, 2331 nt
Organism: Morchella sextelata
Lineage: Eukaryota; Fungi; Ascomycota; Pezizomycetes; Pezizales; Morchellaceae
Exons: 2
Coding region: 1-2331 (776 amino acids)
Biological process (GO): Mo-molybdopterin cofactor biosynthetic process
Molecular function (GO): molybdenum cofactor sulfurtransferase activity; pyridoxal phosphate binding; molybdenum ion binding
Source: RefSeq, a predicted model, not a curated record
AUGGACUCCAUCCUCCAGAGAGCUGUGUCCUUAGGCUACAAUCCCCACGUCGAAGAGCUCAGCACCACCGAGUACCCACAGCUCAAAGACAUCACCUACCUCGACCACGCCGGCACAACUCUCUACGCAACCUCGCUCAUCCAUGCCUUCUCCUCCGACCUCUGCUCAAACAUCUACGGCAACCCUCACUCGCCCUCCCCCUCCUCCCAACAGACCACCAAGCGCAUCGACGACAUCCGUCUCCGUGUCCUCCGCCUCUUCAAUGCCGACCCCGAGGAGUUCGACGUCGUCUUCUGCGCCAAUGCCACCGCGGGGAUGAAGCUCGUUCUCGAGGCAUUCACAGCGCAGCCGGAGGGCUUCCGGUACCGCUACCAUGGCGACGCCCACACGAGCCUCGUCGGGAUCCGGGAGCUUGCAAAAGAGGCAACGUGUUACACUUCGGACGCUGAGGUUGAGCUGUGGCUGCGGAGCCCCUGCGAGGACGGGGUGGGGCUGUUUGGGUGGCCGGCGCAGUCGAACUUCACGGGGCGACGGCUGCCGAGAGAUUGGGCGGGGAGAGUUAGGAAGGCGCAGAGCGGGUGGUAUUCGUUGCUGGAUGCGGCGGCGCUGGUGACGACGUCGCUGUUGGAUCUGGGGGAUAGUGAGGCAGCGCCGGACUUUACGGUGCUGAGCUUUUAUAAGAUGUUUGGGUUCCCGGAUCUAGGUGCGUUGAUUGUGCGCAGGGCGUCGGCGGGGAUACUAAAGACGCGGAGGUACUUUGGGGGAGGGACUGUAGAUGCCGUGGUAGGGUGCGGGGGGAGCUUUCAUGCGCGGAUAGAGGACUCGCCGCAUUCGCAUCUCGAGGACGGGACGAGUGCGUUUCACUCGAUACUUGCCCUGGAUGCGGCCAUUACUACGCAUGAGAGAUUAUACGGCGACUAUGGGUCUAUCUCGAGACAUGCAUUCUCACUCGCCGCCAUCAUGCACGAUCUUCUCUCUAAUCUCAGGCAUGGGAACGGCCGCAAGCUCUGCCAGAUCUAUAGCUCCAGCGACUACAAAUCCCCCCUAACGCAGGGCCCAAUCAUCGCCUUCAACAUGCAGCGCGCAGACGGCACCUGGGUGGGCUACGCUGAAGUCGAAAAGCUCGCCAGUGUCAAGAACAUCCACCUGCGCACCGGCGGCCUCUGCAACCCCGGCGGCAUCGAGCAGCACGUCGGCCUCGCAGCCUGGGAGAUCGAGCAAAACUAUCUAUCCGGCCACCGCUGCUGGGACGACCAAGACGUCAUGCGCGGCAAGCCCACUGGCGCAAUCCGCAUCUCCCUCGGCGCCAUGAGCACCGUCAACGAUCUUCUCGUCUUCCUCCGCUUCCUCGAGGAGUUCUACAUCGACCACACAACCCCCACCCCCGCCGUCGCCCGCCAGCCAUCAGCGUCAGCAGCCCUCACCGUCGAAAGCCUCACCAUCUACCCCAUCAAGUCCUGCGGCGGCUUCUCUAUCCCCGCCUCACAACCCUGGGAGCUGCGCCCUCACGGCCUCACCUGGGACCGUGAAUGGUGCCUCGUCCACCUCGGCACCGGCGCCGCAAUCGACCAGAAGCGCUACCCCCGCAUGGCGCUCAUCCGCCCGUCCGUCGACCUCAAAAUCGGCAUGCUGCACAUCACCCUCCACAACCACAACGCCCCCUCCUCCGCCCCGCAGCUUUCAAUCCCGCUCUCAUGCACCCCCGAGGAGCUGCACACCCUGCACCCCAGCCCUUCCCGCGUCUGUGGCGAUAAGAUAACGGCGCUGACGUACUCGGCGCAGCACAUCGUCGACUUCUUCACCGCGGCGGUCGGCGUCCCCUGCACACUCGCGCGCUUCCCCGCGGCCAGCGGCCAGCGCCACUUCAAGCCGCACCUCGCGGGUGCAGCCAAGACCGUGGGCGGCGAGGCUCCCAUUGGGCUGUCGAACGAGAGCCCCAUCCUACUGGUGCACCGCGCCAGCGUCGACGCGCUCAAUGCCGCCAUCCUGUGCACCGGUGGGAAGGCCGCGCGGGCCGAUGUGUUCCGCGCAAACAUUGUGGUUCGCGGUGGCGCGGGCGCGUAUGCCGAGGACCGCUGGGCGCAUGUUAAGGUUGGCGGGGAGUUUUUCGAGGUGCUGGGGGCGUGUCGGAGGUGCCAUAUGGUGUGUGUGGACCAAGAGACGGCCGUAAAGAAUGAGGAGCCAUAUGUGACGCUGGCGAAGAGUCGCAGGGUGAGUGGGAGGGUGGUGUUUGGCGUCCAUAUGAAGCAUUUGCCCGUAGAGGGCAGGGCGGGAGGUGUGGGGGUGGUGAGGGUCGGGGAGGCGGUGAGGGUUUGGGAGGGGGGUGAGUGA